GCCAGCAUUAAGCAUCAUUUACCGUCUUUAAGUAUCAUUCCGCAAUAUAUCAUUUGCCGUCACGAGUCAUCAUUGACCUUCAUUAGAAAUCGCUCUUAACAUUCACCGUAGAAAAUGAUUUGCCGUCACAAGACAGUAUUCUCCAUCACUAGGCAUCAUUCAUAGAAAUUGUAGACAACAUCUCUCUCGCAAGGCAUCAUUCACGGUCACUAUAUACUAUUUACCGUUGUAAGACGUAAAGCAUCAAUCCCCGGCACAAGAAAUCAUUCACUGUCUUCUACCUCACGAACGAACUCGUGCCCAGGAUUCCCGCUUCUCCUUUGAAAGCAUCACUUCUCCCAAUACAGCCUGACCGAUCUUGCAGGGUGGGAGACAGUGUGGAAGUGGAUGCUUUUUAGACGGAAAAGCGAGAUAGCGUAGAUAAAUAUGUCUGAAAUUGAUAUUCUGGUUGAAAUGGGUUUUGCUAGGAACAGAGCAGAGAAGGCCCUUGCCGUAACUGGUAACAAAGGCGUUGAACAGGCAAUGGAAUGGCUCCUUGCCCAUUCAGAAGAUCCAGACAUUGAUGAACCUUACAAACCACCUGUUGGACAUGUGUUGGGUCAAGAUGAUGAGGCAGCCUCUUCUGAUGGAGCAAAUGAGAAAGUUCCAGUUGAGAAUUUAGAUCAUUCAUCAGCUGCUGCUGGAUCCAGUGCAGAACCCCAGCAAGCCCUAUCUCUUGUUUGUGAUGACUGUGGAAAAAGACUCAAAAGCGAGAAUGAUGUGCAGAUGCAUGCAGCAAGAUCAGGACAUUCCAACUUUUCUGAGUCGACGGAGGAAAUCAAGCCUCUUACUGAGGAAGAAAAAAAGCAGCAACAAGAAAAGUAAGGCUCUUGCUUUCUCUAAUAAAAGAAAAAAAUAUCCAGUGCUGAUAAGGAGAAUUUGUUAAAAAAAGAAAAGAGCAGAAGGAAGUUUGGAAAGGAACUGACGACAGUGAAACAAAAGAUGGAAUAUCAAGAAGCACUGAAGAUAGCUAAUGAACGGAAAAGGGAGAAAAUGGAAGAAAGAUUAGCAAAACAAAGAGUCAAAGAUCAGAUCGCAAGAGAUAGAGCUGAGAGAGCUGGAAAGUUCGGUAAGGGUGGAGCCGACCCACAGCCGGUCAAUGCAGCAGCUACUGCAGCACCAGCUCAAACAGUUCAACCCGCCGCUGUAGAGAAAAAACAACACACGACUUGUAAACUACAGUUUCGUUUAACAAAUGGCAGUACGAUCACUGGAACUUUCCAAGCCACGGACACCCUGGAGGCAGUUCGUAAUUACAUACAUGACAACCGCACAGAUGGCUCGACGCCUUUCAACUUGAUGACCACCUUUCCCCGGAAAACUUACACGGACGGAGACAUGGAAACUAGUCUCCAGGAUGCUGGGCUGGUACCCUCGGCCGUGCUGAUACUGACUAAAAUUUAAAAUAAACUCUAGGCAACGCUUGUUACAGAGAAAAUUAAGAUCUUUAGACAUGAUUUUCGUGCUUUCGUUAAAAAUAUGGAGGGAUUUGGCUCGACGUUAAGCAAACUAAAUUGACUGUUAGAAGUAAUGUGGAAUGUCACUUGUCCAAUGUAAUGACAGUUAAGCCAAUCUUGGUCUAUAUUGCAACGGGCAGUUGCAUUUUGUUGCAAAUUUCCCGUCCAUUUAGACUCGAGUUGCUGUUGACAAAAUUUUCCGUCCGUCAGUCAAUCGAAGAAACGAGGACAUCUGAGUCUUCUUUUACGUAUCA
Pocillopora damicornis (cauliflower coral) is the source of this 1750-nucleotide messenger RNA. Its product is annotated as UBX domain-containing protein 1-like. Gene Ontology annotation, molecular function: K48-linked polyubiquitin modification-dependent protein binding. The record is from RefSeq and is a predicted model, not a curated record. Gene Ontology annotation, biological process: negative regulation of protein K48-linked deubiquitination; negative regulation of proteasomal ubiquitin-dependent protein catabolic process; negative regulation of protein ubiquitination. Gene Ontology annotation, cellular component: cytoplasm; nucleus. Lineage: Eukaryota; Metazoa; Cnidaria; Anthozoa; Scleractinia; Pocilloporidae.